UCCCGGUCUCCAUUUGGCCAGCAGCGAAAAAAAAUUUCAAGCAUUUCCAGAGAGGAGAUUGUGGCUUCCCUAAUUGCUUGCCCUGGAGAUCGGAAUCAACAAGAGAAGUCAGUCUUAUAUAUCAGCCAAGAAAGCCUUCCCUUUCCUCUCAUUAGCCAAUUAAGAAAUUUACAGACACAUAGCCAUCUCGAGUGUUUCCAACUUAUAUCGCCCAUCUAUUCAUGGAUGUGGGGCCUUCCUGAACAUAGAUAACCGACCAGUUUCUACACCUCUAAAGAAAAACAGGCUGUCCUUCUCCCAGAACCCAUCAGCUGUCCAUAGCACCUCAGGGGUGCAUCAGUUUUCUUCAAGAAAUUCAGCUGUUGCUCUGUUUGUCUUUCCCUGUGACUGAGGCCUUGGAGUUGCAUUAUGUUAUCAGCGGCCUUAGUUACUUUGGUGAGAAGUGGAGGGAGCCAGGUGAAGAAGAGAGUGUUGUUAAGCUCUGUUCUUCUGCAGGACAACAGGCAGGUGAUUCCUGCCUGCUACAGCUCCACUUCGGAGCCCAGGUGUUCUCGGUUUGACCCAGACGGAAGUGGGCAGCCAGCCACUUGGGACAAUUUUGGGAUCUGGGACAACCGCAUUGACGAGCCAAUUUUGCUGCCGCCUAGCAUCAAGUAUGGCAAGCCAAUUCCCAAAAUUAGCCUGGAGAAUGUGGGCUGCGCCUCCCUCAUUGGCAAACGGAAAGAAAAUGAAGAUCGAUUUGGGUUCGCACAGCUGACCGAAGAGGUGCUGUACUUUGCAGUGUACGACGGGCACGGGGGACCUGCAGCUGCUGACUUCUGUCACACGCACAUGGAAAAAUGUGUUAUGGAUUUGCUUCCUCGGGAGAAAGACCUGGAAACUGUACUGACCUUGGCCUUUCUAGAAAUAGAUAAAGCCUUUUCAAGUUAUGCCCACCUGUCUGCUGAUGCAAGCCUCCUGACCUCUGGGACUACUGCAACAGUCGCCUUGUUGAGAGAUGGUAUCGAACUGGUUGUAGCCAGUGUUGGAGACAGCCGGGCUCUUUUGUGUAGAAAAGGAAAACCAAUGAAGCUGACCACUGACCAUACCCCAGAAAGAAAGGAUGAGAAAGAAAGGAUCAAGAAAUGCGGUGGGUUUGUGUCUUGGAAUAGUUUGGGACAGCCCCACGUAAAUGGCAGACUUGCGAUGACAAGGAGUAUUGGAGAUUUGGAUCUUAAAGCCAGUGGUGUGAUAGCAGAACCCGAGACAACAAGGAUUAAGCUCUACCAUGGGGAUGACAGCUUCCUGGUCCUCACCACAGAUGGGAUUAACUUCAUGGUGAAUAGUCAGGAGAUCUGUGACUUUGUCAACCAGUGCCAUGACCCGAAUGAAGCAGCCCAUGCCGUGACCGAACAGGCAAUCCAGUACGGUACCGAGGACAACAGUACUGCAGUGGUGGUGCCCUUUGGUGCCUGGGGAAAGUACAAGAACUCUGAGAUAAACUUCUCAUUCAGCAGAAGCUUUGCCUCCAGCGGACGAUGGGCCUGAUUGCCAGCCUGGACUCAGUGUUCCUAUGCAGCCGUGUGUCAGUGGGCAUAUCAAGAAACUGGUAAUACCCAAAAGGACGUCUGCACCCAUGUGUCCUUGUGACCUGAUAGAUCCCAAUACAGUGUAAGCAUCAUGACAAAGCUGUGAAGAAUUUGUGAGACUCGGAGCUGAGUGGAAGAGGAAGUGGUUUUGGUACACGUGAUGAAUGAUAAAUCUAUGCAUUUUGUUUUGUGAUGCUAGAGAUUGGAUCUGGGGCUUUCUAAUUCUUAAGAUUACUGGGCAGAUCCAAUUUCUGUUUAAUGAUUUCUGUUCUUAAUUCAGUUAGACAGGCUUUUCUGAAUUUUGAUGGCUAGUCAGUGUGCUAUUUGCAACUGUUUCUUUUUUUUUUUCUUUGUUUAAAACAGUUCUCACUGACUGGCCUUGGACUCCUGGGUUCAAACAGUCCUCCUACUUCAGUUUCCUGGGUACCUGGGACUGCAGGAUGCUCCAACUGACGAGUGUUUUUGUUUUUAUUUUUAAUUUUUUUAGAGCAGAACAAGCAUAGGUUUAUUAAAGAAAAGUUCUCCCAGGAGAUGCAGGAAUCCCAAGGGAGGAAUACCCACAAGUGUUAUUUUUUAAUAAAUAAAGCACCAAGGAGUGAAAAUGAAAAUUAGUAACUGAAACCUUCCCUGUAUCAUAUCUUAUACUCUGGACCACUUAGUAAAUUUAACCCUGCAAAAGAAACUUCUCCCGACAAAAGAUAUGGCUAAAGUGUAUACAUAUUUGUAAAUAGCUCUCUUGUGUAUUUCAACUAUUUUUAGCCCCUUCCCCAUCCAUUCCUAUUUUUCUGUAGUUAAAUAUGCUAUAUAGCUCCAAUUGUUCCUUAAUCUCCCUAGGAGAAUGUAUAGACUCUUCGAUCAAAGCAUAUACAGUCAAACACUGACAGUGUUUGUGUUUGUUGACGGGGUAUGUAAGUCUGUUGUUGUGUGUUAUGUAUAGUAUGUUUAUAUCACUUUUUGUGCACCUAGUAAGCAAGUUGGGUCAUUUGUUAGUAAAGAUAAUAUUACAAUGACUGAUACUGCUAUAGACAUAGUUUGAGGUUUAUGUCUCCAUUUUCCUCAUUGCUGAGAUAUAUGAGGAAGAAUAAAUCUUUAAAAAAAGGAUAUUCAGACAUAUCAGCUUGCUGUGUAAAUUAGGAAUGUAAAAUUAUACUCAUUUUGACCUGCAUAUAAAUUUGCUGUUAAACUGUGAAUCCUUAAAUGUGUGUGUUUGGAAUUACUCUAAAGUUUAUUUUCACAAACUGUAUACAUUUGGUAUAUGUGUGAUGAGUGUAUAAAUAUUUUGAAAUAAUAUAAAAUUAAAGGGAACAGACUUGUGAGCCUUUAUCAAUUAGCUUUAAAUUAUUGAUGUAUUUAUCCUGAAGGACACUCAAUAGAUUGAGUGACUUUCUGUAGUAAAGAAUCAGUGGUUGUUAGUAGACAAUCACUGUGGAUUAAAAAUAUAUAUGGGGGCCAGACGUGGUGGCCCAUACCUAUAAUCUCAGGACUUGGGAGGAGGAGGUAAGAGAAUCAGGAUGGUGACUUUGAGAUCAGCCUGGGCUACAUAACAACUUCCAGGGAAGCCUCAGUAACAGCUUGUCUCCCCAAACAAAAUAUCAACCACAAAUGGCUAUAAGAGACAUUAUAUUGUGUGUAAUUUAUGUGGAUAACCAAAGAACAGAAGCAGCCACAUUGUGUGAUAAUUUGAAUAUAAAAUUAUGAGAUAUGAAAAAAUUAGGGAAUGUAAAGAAUGACAUGGAAUUUUGAGGCAGAAACAAGAAAGAAAAUGAAAUAUACAUGCCUUCAGGUCUGAUGUGUUUUCUUCCUUUAACUUUUGUUUUAAAUAUGUAGUAGAAAGAAGGUGUCCCAAAAUAAAUUUUCUCAUUAUCUUGUUGGGGAAUGAAAGAAAAUACAUUUUGACUUUACCUGCCUAUGCUAGUUAGAACAGGCUCAAUAAACAAUUUAAGGUCUUUUCAUGGACAUUAGUUGAAAGGAGGAAAACAUUUGCCAGGUGUGUUAGCUUGUGUGUGCAGUUCCAACACGUAGGAGGCCGUGGCAGAGGAAUCCUGAAUUCACUAUGAGCUACAAAGCAAGACCCCAUCUCAGGAGACAACCAAAAUCCACAGGAAAGAGUCCAGUCUGUGCUCACUGUCAGAAAUGGAGAAGUACAGGAAGAUUAGUGGAGCUGAGACGCUUUCUUGUUGAAUCAGGUGUGGGGACAAAAUAAUGAAAACAACUUUUAAGAGCAUGGAGAACUUGUAAACCAUGUGCAUAGCAAAAUUCUCAAGCACAAAAAGCCUCUGGUGUGUAGGCUCCAUUUCUGUCCUGAAUUCUGUACAUUACUGCCCCUCCCCCCAUGCCUUCUUCUUUUUUUUUUUUAACUUUGAAACAAGAGUUGAGAGUGAACUCGGAGUUCAGAGGCUUGAGGGUCAAUGACAGAUUGAGAUGAAUUCCAGAUUUGACAAGGAGGAAUCUGUAGAUCAUGGCCUUGGGUUCACUUAGUCCUGUUUCAUCUGGAAAAGAUUUUUGGUGCUGGUGGUGAGGUUUAGUGUGUGUGUGUGUGUGUGUGUGUGUUUGGACAGACUCCUCUCAACCUCCUGAGUGCUGAGAUUAUAGGCAUGUGUUCCCAUGCCUAGCUUUACCUGGAAGAAAUUUAAAACCCUAAUCUAGUCAUCCUUGAUAAAGCAUAGAAAAUACUAGACUCCGUAGGGGCUGGGCUGCAUCCUUUCCUGUAGACUUGCUUAACACACAUUUGUUAAGAUCAAACCUGAAUAAAACUACAAAUCAAUAUUAAAAAAAAAUACGUGUCUGUACUUUGUAAUUCUCAAUAUUAAAAUAUAAUUUAAAGAAUAUAUUAUUAUAAUCCUAAGUGAUAAGCAUACAUGCAUGCCUCUGUUAUUGAAAAUGGUCUGAUAGUAGAAAGAAAGGGACUGUUCUUACAUACUUCAUAGCAUGAAUUUUGCUGGGAGUUUUGCCAUGUGGGUAUGAGCUUGGUGUAAAUGAUAUAGUACAGAAAAUGUACUGGUUGUAUUUAUGUGUGCCUUUCAUUUACAUCCAGUAUGUAAAAUCUUUUUUGUGUUGCCACCAGUUAUUUGGUGAAGUAUUGUGAUGUUUUACAAUUAUAAAUUCAUAAGUAUUUCAUUAAUUCAGAAGUGAAUGUAGCCCUGCCUGCUCUCUGUCAGCUGUUCAUUUGUUAAAAUUCUUUGUGUCUCUUGACUGCUUCAAAUCCAGGCUUUUUUUUUUUUUUUUUUUUUUUUGGUUUUUUGUUUUUUGAGACAAGGUUUCUCUGUGUAGCUUUGGAAUCUGUCCUGGAACUCAAUUUGUAGAUCAAGCUGGCCUCGAACUCACAGAGAUCCACCUACCUCUGCCUCCCAAGUGCUGGGAUUAAAGGCAUGAGCCGCCGCCACCACCACCACCACCACCACCACCACCAUCAUGUAGCCCAGGCAUUUUAUUUUCCCCUAGGUUUGAAAGAUCAAUUUUGCUUCUUUGUAUUACAUGAUAUGAACUUUCUCAUAUUACAACAUUUUUAAAUUUUUACUUUGAAGAGGUAAUAGCAUAUAAUCUAAAGUACAGAAAUUAUUUGAAGUUUGAAAUUAUUUAAAAUUUGAUUAUUAAUUUUUUUUUUUUUUUUUUUUUUGGUUUUUUCGAGACAGGGUUUCUCUGUGUAGCUUUGCGCCUUUCCUGGAACUCACUCUGUAGACCAGGCUGGCCUCGAACUCACAGAGAUCCGCCUGGCUCUGCCUCCCGAGUGCUGGGAUUAAAGGCGUGCGCCACCACCGCCCGGCGAUUAUUAAUUUUUUAAGAAUGGAUAUGGAAUUAAUCUCAUGGUAACAUAAGAGUAAGAAAAUGCUUCCGGGUGGGACCUGGGGAGUUCACGUUUAAAAUUAACAGCUAUAGCCAAGUGUUUGUGUUUUUCUUUACUGUCAGGUUUCCCCACAUGACUGUGUCUAUAAAACACAGCACCUUGAGAUUUGGGCUGUUACAUUACCUUGAAUUUCUUAAAUUUCAUUCUGAGAAUGACUUAAGCAGGAAUAACAAGUUGUGUUUUGCAAGAUGAAUAAAGCAAAAUGGUCACAUGUCCGCUGCAUUUGACAGCUGGAAUAAGACCAGUUAGCUCUGUGGCAGCUCCCAUUGGUUGUUUGAUGGUUGGAAUGGUUUAUGGUGCCACAGAAUUCUGGGUUGUGAGGACUUAGAUGUGUCCCACCACCAAGAAUGACUGGUCUGACAUUGGAUUCUAGUACAGAAGGCAGCACAGUGGUGUGACCUGAAUUAACUGAAUUUCUACUGAAGUUCUCUUGUGUAUAUUUGUUUUGUAAUUUCCAAUGUCCCUUUGUAGCGAGUUUGGCUGUUGUUUUAAUUGUAUGUGCUAGAGUAACUAUGAGUAAACUGAAGUUGCCCGUCUCAAUGGUGAAACCAUCCUAAUAAAAUACACAUAUUAAACUCCUCCUAAACUCCA
Molecule: messenger RNA, 6003 nt
Organism: Peromyscus californicus insignis
Lineage: Eukaryota; Metazoa; Chordata; Mammalia; Rodentia; Cricetidae
Gene: Ppm1k
Product: protein phosphatase, Mg2+/Mn2+ dependent 1K
Exons: 8
Coding region: 409-1527 (372 amino acids)
Biological process (GO): protein dephosphorylation
Molecular function (GO): cation binding; protein serine/threonine phosphatase activity
Source: RefSeq, a predicted model, not a curated record